GCCUUGCAGCCUGAGAUAAGGCCUUUGGCGGGUGUCUCCCCUAUCACUCCCUCAAGUAGCUGUUGGGGAGAGGGGUGAUGCCUGGUGCCGGUGGAACCUCUGCACGGAGACGGAUGCAGGAUGGGCUCUAAGUACCCGCCAUCUGUCCGGGGCUGCCUGCCCCUCUGGGCCCUAACACUGGAAGCAGCUCUCAUUCUUGUCUUCUUUUUUUUCACCUACUACGACACUUCCUUAGAGGAUCAAAAGGUGCUCAUGGAGUUCUAUCAAGUCUGCCAAGAUCUGACCGUGAUGGCGGCCCUUGGCUUGGGCUUCCUCACCUCAUCUUUGCGAAGACACAGCUGGAGCAGCGUGGCCUUCAACCUCUUCAUACUGGCCCUUGGUGUGCAGUGGGCAAUCCUGCUGGAUGGCUUCCUGAGCCAGUUCCCUCCUGGAAAGUUGGUCAUCAAACUGUCCAGUAUUCGGCUGGCCACCAUGAGUGCUAUGUCGGUGCUGAUCUCAGCUGGUGCUGUCCUGGGGAAGGUCAACUUGGUGCAGUUGGUGGUGAUGGUGCUGGUGGAGCUGACAGCCUUUGUCACCAUGAGGAUGGUCAGCAGAAACGUCUUCAGUACAGAGGACCACACGAACAUGAUGUGCAUCCACGUGUUCGCAGCCUAUUUUGGGCUGACUGUGGCCUGGUGUCUGCCAAAGCCUCUUCCCGAAGGAACGGAGGAAAAAGAACGGACAGCAACAAGCCCCAGUUUGUCUGCCAUGCUGGGAACCCUCUUCUUAUGGAUGUUCUGGCCAAGUUUCAACUCUGCUCUGCUGAGAAAUCCACUUGAAAGGAGGGAUGCUGUGUUCAACACCUACUAUGCUCUAGCGGUCAGCGCAGUGACAAGCAUCUCACUGUCAUCCUUGGCUCAUCCCCGAGGGAAGAUCAACAUGACUUACCUGCACAAUGCGGUGCUGGCAGGAGGUGUGGCUGUGGGUGCCUCGUGUCACCUGAUCUCUUCUCCUUGGCUUGCCAUGGUGCUGGGUCUUGUGGCUGGGCUGAUCUCCAUCGGGGGAGCCAAGUGCCUGCCGGUGUGUUUUAACCGAGUGCUGGGGAUUCACGACAGCUGCGGCGUGCACUACACCUUCGGCUUGCCGGGUCUGCUUGGAGAGAUCACCUACAUCGUGCUGAUGAUGCGUCAGGCUGUCUGGCGGGGACUGGGACUGAUUCUCUACCAGGUCCUUCUCGACGCUGGGCAAUUCAGCUUGGCUGUGGCGAUGGGUCUUGCAUCUGGUCUCCUGACAGGUUUGCUCCUACGUCUCAAAAUAUGGAAAGGACCUCAUGCGGCUAAAUAUUUUGAUGACCAAGCUUUCUGGGAGUUUCCUCAUUUGGCUGUCGGAUUUUAAGCAAAAGCACCCAAGAAAAACAAGGCCUGUUCAAAAACAAGGCAGCUUCCUUUUGCUGGUGCCUACUCUGUGAGAAACACUCAUGACAACAAAGUCUCCUUAUGUACAAUAAAACAAGGUCAAAGACAGAUUUGACAUUAAAAAAUAAGACUAACAACUUGUUUAAGAGUCAAUUUAAUAACAAUUUAAAAUAAAUUUGUAGUUUCAUUAAGAUGAUGCUAUUGAUAUUUUCUUGGUUACAGACGAUAUCUGUAUUAAAGUUUUGGGUAAAUUUUA
Molecule: messenger RNA, 1650 nt
Organism: Saimiri boliviensis boliviensis (Bolivian squirrel monkey)
Lineage: Eukaryota; Metazoa; Chordata; Mammalia; Primates; Cebidae
Source: RefSeq, a predicted model, not a curated record